AUGCCGUCUUCACUCGGAAAGACCCUCGUCGUGGCCCUCGCGCUCGCCUCUGGUUUCUCCGGCACCGUCGCCGACGACGCCUCCUCUCACCACGACGUCGCCUACGUGCGCAGUCUCAAGCACGCCCGACGUGCGCACCGGGCCGACUCGGAAGCGGGUCCAUCAAACCUCACCAAGCGUGGCCCUACCUACUCCGGCCGCGCGACCUACUACGCAGCGGGCCUGGGAGCUUGUGGCGGCUACAACUCCGGUAGCGACUUUAUUGUGGCCCUCAACGCAGCGCAGUAUGGCAACAUGGGUCAGCGAUCCAGCUGGUGUGGUCGAACCAUUGCCAUCACGUACAAUGGCAACACGCAGUAUGCCCAGGUGGCAGAUGCGUGUCCUAGCUGUCCUUAUGGAGGUUUGGACAUGAGCGAGGGGCUGUUCAAGGCGUUUGCGCCGACGAGCGUGGGUGUUUUCCAGAUGAGUUGGACUGCCGCUGGCGGUUCCGACAGCAAUGGUAACGGCGGUAACGGCGGUAAUGGUAAUGGAGGCAAUGGCAACGGAGGCAACGGAGGGGGUAGGAGCACCAGGUCAAGCACUCCAGCAUACACCCCUCGCCCAACACCAACGAGCACCUACACACCCCCUCCUCCGUCAUCGACAUACACUCCCCCCGCUCCAACCACCACCUCGAGCCGAAACCGCCCCGCCUCGUCGUCUUCGUCAAGCACCCCCUCGACCACCACCUCCUCCGACGAACCUAGCUCCACUUCGUCGUCCGAGGCACCAGAAGAAACCCCCGAUAGCGCAAACAACCUCGACAGCUUCGCCCUCAUCUACCAGGGGCUCAACCAGAUGGUUGCCGCCGCUUCUUAA
Messenger RNA from Kalmanozyma brasiliensis GHG001, 858 nucleotides. RefSeq names its product Barwin-like endoglucanase. The transcript has a single exon. The record is from RefSeq and is a predicted model, not a curated record. Lineage: Eukaryota; Fungi; Basidiomycota; Ustilaginomycetes; Ustilaginales. The coding region runs from base 1 to 858 and encodes 285 amino acids.